Gymnogyps californianus (California condor) is the source of this 2108-nucleotide messenger RNA. It is a transcript of the gene EEF1D, whose product is annotated as eukaryotic translation elongation factor 1 delta. The transcript is spliced from 12 exons. Gene Ontology annotation, biological process: translational elongation. NCBI's taxonomy places the organism in Eukaryota, Metazoa, Chordata, Aves, Accipitriformes, Cathartidae. Gene Ontology annotation, molecular function: translation elongation factor activity; guanyl-nucleotide exchange factor activity. Gene Ontology annotation, cellular component: eukaryotic translation elongation factor 1 complex; cytosol. Bases 1 to 2016 code for a protein of 671 amino acids. The record is from RefSeq and is a predicted model, not a curated record.
AUGAGGACAAGGAAGCCUCCCUGCCCAGUAGAAAAAGUGUGGGUAGACAAGCACAAAUAUGAUGAAGCAGAGAGACUGCAUUACGAAAGAGAAGCGAUGCUAGCUGCUGCGGCCCCGGAGGAGUGCCAGGAGGUAGAGGCUGUAAAUGGAGUCUGCAAUGAUGACUCUGUUGAAAGUGAAUUCAAGGGAGACCUGAAGAGAGCGAGGAAUGGAAAGAAACAAAGGAAACGGAAGCGUUCUCCAAAACCCAAAAAUGUGGCCUCCAAGUUAGACUCUAUUCUGACUGGUUUGUUAGCUGACCACGUGUGGUUUGACAAGCCUUUCUAUGAUCAUGCUGAGAAUGUGUACAGGAAGAAAAUGGUGGAUUGUCAGAACCAGGAGGCGCCUGAGACUGCACUAACUCCAAGGAUGCUUUCAGCAGCCCUGCCCUGCUCCCAUGGUAGUCUGUCUGCGUGUCACCAUGUUGUUCAGGAUGUCUGGGUCAACAAGUUUGACUUUGAUAAGGCCGAGGAGGUGUUUAUCGAAAAAUCUCAGUUCUUUUUUCCUCCAAAUGUCCUAACCAUCCCGUCUGUGUGGUUAAACGCUGGCAACGUUGGGCUGAGAACGCCGGAUGAGGGCUAUGUUACAGCCCUGCCUACUCCUGCUACGCCAAGCUUAACGGUGAACGGUAAGCCGCAGAUUUCAAGCUUGCAGGCUCUCAUGUCAGAGGUGUGGUUAGAGAAACCUCUCUAUGAUGAUGCUGAGAAGAGCUUCUACGAGAACAUGUUUGACGGUCAUCCAUCGGGCAAAGUCAGACAGCAGCAACACGGGUGCCCCGAAGCAUUGAAGAACCACCACGAGGACAGGAAGAACCAUGGCGUUGGAAAGCAAACGGGCAUCAAACACGUGGAGAUUGCCACCAACUCUCUGCUUCCCAGUGAUGCUGAGCAGCCUCCGCCUACCUGCUUUUUUCUGCAUGAGGACAGUGAAACUGUGUGGCUUAAUAAGCCGACAUAUGACAGCGCCGAGUCACGAUACUAUGCAGCUGAGGCUCUGAAAAUGUCAAGAACAGGAGAGAAUACGGGGAUGCAGGAACCCACAGUAGUGAAACCCUCCCAACCAGCUGCUUAUGCUUCGAGUGAGGAUUCGGUGGUGCGCCUAGUGAAGCAUGGCAUGACCAGAAAAAUGGCAGUUGACUACUUUUUGCAUGAGAAGAUCUGGUUUGAGAAAUACAAGUAUGACGAUGCUGAGAGAAGAUACUAUGAGCAGAUGAACGGGCCAGUUAGCAGCUCUUCACACCAGCAGAACGGAGCCAGCACGAUCCUACGCGACAUUGCCAGAGCCAGGGAGAAUAUCCAGAAAUCGCUGGCCGGAAGUGCAAGCACAACCUCUUCUGGGCCUGCUGGUGACCAAAAUGAACUCCUUUCCAGAAUUUCUCACCUGGAGGUAGAAAAUCAAAACCUUCGCAGUGUUGUUGCAGACCUUCAGAUGGCCAUCUUCAAGUUGGAAAGCCGCCUGAAUGCUCUGGAAAAGUCAUCUACCUCCCACCAGCCCUCACCGGUUCCUCCAACCCAGCAUGUCACCCCAAUGAAGAAAGUGGAACCGUUCAGUGUUCCCUCCAAGAAACCAGCUGCUGCAGAGGAAGAUGACGAUGAUGACAUUGACCUUUUUGGUAGUGAUGAUGAAGAGGAAGACCAAGAGGCUGCCAAAGUCCGGGAGGAGAGACUGCGUCAGUACGCAGAGAAGAAGGCCAAGAAACCGGGUCUUAUCGCCAAGUCUUCUAUUCUUUUGGAUGUGAAGCCAUGGGAUGAUGAGACUGACAUGGCGAAGAUGGAGGAGUGCGUCCGGUCCAUCCACAUGGAUGGGUUGGUGUGGGGAGCCUCCAAGCUGGUCCCAGUAGGCUAUGGCAUUAAGAAGCUCCAAAUCCAGUGCGUAGUGGAGGAUGACAAAGUCGGAACAGACAUCCUGGAGGAGGAGAUCACCAAGUUUGAAGACUACGUGCAGAGCGUUGACAUUGCUGCUUUCAACAAGAUCUAGAAGCAAAACUGUAUCCCCUCUGAAACUGUUAACUAAUAAAGAUCAAGAUUGGGAGUGCAGAGUGGAUGAUGUUUUUUCUCUGCCAAGUGCAA